Messenger RNA from Anoplopoma fimbria (sablefish), 3321 nucleotides. RefSeq names its product chromosome 17 C1orf159 homolog (gene c17h1orf159). NCBI's taxonomy places the organism in Eukaryota, Metazoa, Chordata, Actinopteri, Perciformes, Anoplopomatidae. The transcript is spliced from 9 exons. The record is from RefSeq and is a predicted model, not a curated record. Bases 225 to 824 code for a protein of 199 amino acids.
UGCCCAAUUUGAAUGACUUGAAGGCAGGUAGCUAUGAGCUACGCACACAGGCUGCGCACAGUAGGACUGUCUGUGGUUGAACUACGGAGGCGUGUUGAUGACAAAUCUGCCAAAACUACAGGUGACUUUCUGACGAUACCUCUGCAGCGAACCUGACCUGACGUUGACUAAACCACGCCUACGAGUUUGGUCAGGCCAAAGCCUUGCGUCUGGCUGGGUUGAAUAUGGCUCUGUCAUUCCUUUUGGUCUUGGCUGCAACUGUGAUUCUUAUCAGACCCGAGACACCUGUAACUAAGGCUUUACACCAGAACUCACUUGAGUGCUGUGGUGAUAAACAGAGAGUGAACAGCUCAUGUUCAAAUAACACCCACUGUGAACCAGGGUGCUUCUUGCGUGUCCUUGACAAUAGCAACACUGUUUGCAUAUUCUGUGACUCAGCAGCUGUGGAUUUGGAGAACAUAACAGUCUGCAACUACAACUACACAGUGGAGAGGAAAAACCACACAACCGUAACUACUGUCAUUCCUAAAAUUGGAGGCCCAGGUGUGGCAGCCUCUCUUCUCCUGGGAACUCUGUUGAUCAGCCUGUUCCUGAUCCUCUCUGUUGCCUCCUUUUUCUACCUCAAACGCUCAAACCGACUCCCGGGCAUCUUCUACCGCCGCAACAAAGCCUUCAUAUUCCAACCGAGUGAGACAGCUGUCAUGAUCCCCUCCUCGACAGUGCGGAAGCAAAGGUAUGUCAGAAGGGAGCGGCCCUCUGCAACAUCAACACUAAAUAGUGCCACCGUACCCACCACAUCCACCACCCAGGUCUAUAAUGUGUAGGAGGAGGAGGGCUGGGAGUGACGUUGCAGGUACGAGAGAACGCUCAGGAACGAUGUUAGAUUUUUGUUUUUAUCAUGUGAAGGUUCAGCUGUGGAAGAAAGACCAGUCGAAUUGUACGUAGGUGGCUGUAUUUUAAAUGUAGCUGCUUUUGCUGCAUUCUUGUCACUAGGGCUGUUACUUUUUCUCAAAUUAACAAUGAGUGUUAUAUUGUAGUAUCCACCAGCUAACAUGUCAACCAUCUGACACAAUCUCUGAUAUUACAUUUGUUUUGCACUCGAAAAAAACGCAAUCACCCCAGGAAAAAGUUUCAGUAUUUCUCUGUAAAUUUGAAACCUGCCAUGUUGGUUUGUGUUUCCCUCACACUGAUGCAACACUUCAGGAUCACUCCUUUUUGUUUUUAAGUCCAAACCAUAACUGUUGUUUAACAGUGUGUGUUCAGUUGACUUGACUUGAAAUUAUGAGUUUCGUAAAUAUGAUGACCUGUCUGUUCAAGGGAUAGCUUGACAUUUAGGGAAAUACACGUAUUCACUCUCUGGUGGAGAGCACCAGCACUCUAAAGUUCACUUAAUACACACAUUUUAUCUAUUUUAAUCUGUAUAACCCCCCCAAAAAGUGGAAAAAACAAAAUGUUCUAUCAUACUGGCCUAACUUUUGCAGUAAAUUAUUGUUUUUUCACUUUGUUUUUUAAUUUGCGUUAAACAACUAGAUAUAACGUUGUGCUUUUUGUUGCCUUUGGACAGAGCCAGGCUAGCUGUUUCCAGUCUUUAUGCUAAGCUAAGAUAACCAGCUGCGGUCUAUAGAUAUGUUUUUUACAGAUCCGAGAGUGGUAAUGAUCUUCUCAUCUUACUCACUGCAAGAAAGUGGAUAAGCCUAUUCCUCUCUAUUGUUUUGAUGCAAAGAUUAAUUGUGACAGUGAUUGAAUUGAGAAGCAGUGAUUUGUUUUGGGGGACAAAGUGACAGCCCAGUGACAUUUGAUGGAAGCCUCUGUUUGCUAUAUAGGAUGAUAUUUACAUGCUUGAUAUUUAUAAACAUUUUGUAACUGUGCACUGAGCUUUACUGAUUACAGUCAGACCAACAGUAUACAUUAUGUGUCAAAUAGUAGAGUUUGUUUGGUGGGCCGGGAUACUUUACGGAGAAUGCUGUUGGUGCUGUAUGGAUGAUUGUUUUAUUGCUUUUUUAUGUUUUAUUAUUGAAUUAGCAUUUUUGUUAGCGUAACCAAGGUGAAUGUAUUACACAUGUACAACAAAUCAUGCUUCGCAGUUGCUUCCAUCAUGAAUCCACAACAGACCUCGUCAAACAUUUAAGAGGUGAAGUCAUUUUCAACCACAAAAUCAUUUUGAUUUUCAUAGGAAGGUCCUGUGAUCCUACAAACCUUUUUAAAAUGCCAAUUUUGCUCCAUAAAGUAGAUUUGAAGUCCAAUAGAUUUUCUCUCAAAACUUCAAAUUACUUGUGCACUUUAUUUGUCUGAGGUCAUCAGCUAAUGUUGGACCCUCAUUUUGAAACGACUAGUUGCCAAUAAGUGUGAUUGAGAUUUAUUUGUUGUAUGGAUGGCAACAUUACUGUUGCAUUGUGACAUUUUCUUGACUACUAUUAACUUUUGCCAAAUGUUGUCUGAAGAAAAUGGCUUCUACUGUGUGCCAUUACUGUGAUUACUGUGCCAUUAUGAGCUUUAAAAGCAGCCAGGAAUAAUUAGUCAUGAUGUGGUGAAUAAUUGGGUAUUUGAAUUAUAUCCAGUGGCCUUUAUAUUUACUGUACACGAUUCUAAAACAAGUAUCCUAGAUUUAUUUGCUACGUGCUAUUUAAUUACAUAUAGUUUUAUAUAACACUAAGGCUGUAAAAAAUAUUUUCCGCCUUCAGUAAAUGUGAAGCAACAUGAAGUGAACCAGAUAAAAAGGCAGCAAUCAUUCCAUGAAUAUUCCCCUUUUUGCUUAAUGUGUUUGCUGUUGAACAGACAGCCAUAAGCUGAAGACAUGUACAUAUUGUUUUUAUACAAAUUAUGUAUUGUUUUUGUAAUCAUGCACAUAUUCUAGUUUCAAUGCCGUGAAGAAUGUUCUAAAGAUGUAUGUAACGUUGGGAGAAAUAAAGCACCUUUCCAUAACCAGUUUUUCUCUCUGUGCAGCUUCUCUAAUGUGAGCUCAUACGCUGCUGGUUUUGUAUGUAAAACUAUUUAGCUUAAAUUUCAUAUUGUUCAAAGACCAAUUUGAACAAUUUUAAUGUGGUUUCUGUGUGUUCUGAGAACCCACACAGCGCCACACUGGGGGUUUUCUGGCUGUUCCUCAACUCAGAUAAGACCUGCAGUGAAGUGACACCCAUAGUAAAGAUGUUCUGAGAUCGCUGAAAAAUGCUUAUUUUGGGGUAACCGAGACCUGUACUGAAUUUGUGUCUGAUGGGAAAUUGCAAGGUUUUGUGUUUGCUUCUGUCCUCAAAUGAGUUAACGUUUAAGUCUCAAAUACCUCCAUUAAAAGUUGUUGUUUAUGUUUAUUCUAUGUCUAUCUUU